CGCUGUGAUAUAACGUCUGCUCCGUUUAGGGUUCCGCAUCCAAAGAAUGAAUACGGAGCCUUAUUAAAAAGCCUUCAAAUGUCCAUACGUCCAACGGACAGCGGGUUUUAAUAAGAAUUAACUGUGACAGACAGUAGUUGACAGUUGCAAUUUCUAUAGAAUUUGUAUUUCUACCGUCGAUAUAACGUCAAAUAAAAAUUUAAGGGGCCGUGAUUGUUUUGACAUUUUUGCUUAACCUAGUGUUAAAAAUUGUACAAAGGUACAGAAUCCUUUAUGCGCUGCGAGUUGGAUUUGCUCUUGCCCGGUUUUUAUUUAUCAAUAUCUUGUAUAUAUUAGUAAAAAAGGUUUUUCCUAAACAGACUGUAUCGCUCAUGCCAGUGUAACUAUUUCGUGUGUUUAAGCGGUAGUAUAGAACUGUGAUAUUUCUUAACUUUAUAUAAAAAUGUCGUGUGAAAAAAAUUCGGCUCUACAAUGCGGUGCCAGUGAGAUGAAGGCAGAACAAACAGCAGGACAUACCUAUGUGCAGUGGAUGGUUUCAAUUCUGGCUGCAUCUACGUUACUGAACUAUGGUCUACAAGGUGGCUGGAUUUCGCCCAUGACUAAGAUAUUGCAAUCCGAAGCAUCACCGGCUGGCAAACCUCUCUCAGAUGCUGAAAUCUCCUGGAUAGCCAGUACGUUGUCAAUAGCAGCUGUAUUCGGAGUUCCACUGUAUACCUACAUAUCAGAUGCGUAUGGCAGAAGACCAGGAGUUAUAGCAAUGGCUAUACCGCAGGCAAUGUGCUGGGCAAUAAAAUUGAUAUCAAGCAAUGAAACAGUUUUAAUAAUAGCGAGGAUAUGUGCUGGUAUACCAGCAGGUGGUUGUUUUAACCUAAUCCCAAUGUACAUCAAGGAAAUAAGCCAAGACAGCACAAGAGGCAAAAUGGUGUCUCUCUCCAUGAUAUUUCCAAAUAUUGGAUUACUGACGAUGUACUCCUUGGGAGCGUAUUUUGAUUACUACACUGUACUUUGGAUUGCACUUAGUAUUUCUCUAGUAAGCGUUGUAUUUAUGUGGUUAGCACCCGAAUCCCCGGGAUUUCUUGUAAAGAGAUGUAGACUUGAGGAAGCUGCAAAAACCAUAGCCAUGUUGAGAGGAUUGCAUCAACAUGAUAAAAUAGUUCAAACCGAAAUUGAACAAAUGAAAAAUGAAGAAGCUCAUUUCGAUAAGGUUGAACGUAUAACGUUUUUAAGCAUAUUCAAAAACAAAGCCUGGUGUCGUGGUUUCAUUCUAUGCACAAUCCUUAUGAUAACAUUGGAUAUGAACGGAUAUUACACAAUAUUCACGUUCGCGUUGAAGAUUAUGACUGAAUCGGGAAUCACUGCCAACCCCGAACUUCAAACUUUGAGUAUUCCAGUACUUAUGAUCAUCGGUUCGCUCUUUUCUAUGAUCUGCGUGGAAAAACUAGGAAGAAAGUUUUUAUUAGCCGGAGCAUAUAUAAUAUCGGUGCUGUCAAUUUCUUGUUUGGCUACGAUAAUGAUGCUACAGCAGACCGACAUCACGGUGCCAAGCUGGAUGCCAGUAGCAGCCAUAGUCACCACCGUGUGGGCGUACGCAGCUGGCAUAUUGCCUAUGACUUAUGUCGUCAUGGCUGAAGUUUUCAAUUUCCAGGUAAGCAGGAUCUAGAAUGUGAUUUAAAUCAUCUCAUUGAACUGGACUCGACACAACACUGCUAUUUGGCUGCAGUGUUCUACAAAUUAAAGAAUUCUAUCCCUUGCGAGCGUUAAAAUUUGAUUUAUUUCUUUGCUUUUUAUUCCUUUUAAAUUUUAUCUACACUAUAAUAUUUAACGAGUUUAGAAAGUCACGUUAUUUGUGAGUAGGCUAUAUAUUAGCUAGAAAAAUGUAGACUUUUUUGUGGUAAUCAUAUUUGCCAAGUAAGUUGGAGAAAAAACGGUCGAACGAAAGCAAAGGAAUACAAUUUUUUGUGUCCACGCAAGAGAGAUGGCGACUAAAGCAUUCUAAGUAGCUUCUUCUUCAAUCCUUAUAUUCAUACGCCAAAAUUAAAAUAAAUCCUCCUUAUUUGUGUUCUUGGGCUUUAACAUAUGGCCGGACAAAAAGUGACGAAAAUGUCACUCUUAAUUUUUAAUUUUACAUAAGUUUUAGUGUACUUUUAUGGCGUGUGUAAAAAUAUAAUGUACUAUAAGUUUAAGCUGGCUGACUAGGUAUUACGGUUCAUACCAAAGCCCGUUCAUGAUACACAGACAAACUGACGGACAACGCAGUGCUAAUAAUAGGCUUUCAUUUGUUACCCUUUGAAUGCGAAACGCUUUACAAUAUGUAGAUGCGUGGGUAGGCGACAGUUUAUGUGACUCAAUGCCCUCGUGAGAUGCUGCGGUUAAUCGUUGGAUGGGAGCGGACAUCCGAGCUACCAGUAGCGUCGUUCGCUCGGGGUCUACGCCCUGUGUUACAAACACAUGUUAAGGCAGUAUCUAAAAUACCUACUGAAAUUAGAAAAUAACAAUAAUUAGAGUCAAAUUGGGGAAAGUGUAACUUAGUCAAUCGAUGAUCAGAUAGGUGACCAAAAAUUGUUUGUUUUGAGCUCCUCCUUGCGCCACACCAAGUUGUUGUUGGUCUCGGCUGUAUUUACAGCCAUUGACUCCCUCCAAUCCAUACUGGGCCCGUCUGAUGGUUGUAGCCCCUUCUCUCUAAUUCAUCAUAGGAAAUAUAAGUGGCUAAACUAAUAGUCUGAUAAUGAUAAUAACUUUGAUGUUUAUAUCUUUUGAUUUGACUGAAUACCCUUAUCUUUAAUUUUUUAUGUUUCUAUUUAAACUAAAAUUUAAGAAUCUAGACAUAUUUUUAGGUUUUUGUGAGAUGAUUCUAAUAUAUUUUCCUUAAGCUGUUCAGGACAUACAAAGGGCAAGUUCCUACCUUUACCCAGCAAAUAUUAAACAUCUAAUCACAUAAGGAAAUUUCAAAAUUAGCAACCUCUCUCUCUAUUGAUUUCUUUAGUAUACAUAUCGACGUCAUAUUUGGAUUUGGCGUAUUAAAAUCAAUUAUCUUGCGUUUUUACAAAGUGGUCUAUGUGUCUUUUAUGUAAAUAAAAUUCAAUCCUUGUUAAUUUUUUUGCAGGUUCGAGCUAAACUUCUUGGACUCAUCGUAACGUUCGGCUGGUUCGUUUCCUUCGUCCAACUGGCGAUCUACGGCGCUGUCUCAGUACUAGACUUGCACACCAUCUUCUACAUAUUCGCUAGUAUCAAUGUAAUAGGAGCGGUUGUAUCUUUGCUCUUCCUCCCAGAGACAAAAGGCCGAAGCGUAGAGGAGAUUGAGCAUUUGCUACUUGGAAGAAAGAUUAAUUAGUUUUAAGCCUUUCCAAGUCAGGAGAAAUUCUGACUUAGGCAACCCGCGCACUGGGCGGCCAUGACCCGUUGCUAUAACCCUGAUCGCAAAAGAGAGGGGAGUUGGGAUGGCACGACUAAGGCCAUCCUCUCACGCAAAAUAGGCACCUGGUGUCGAGUUGCGGAAAACACCCCCGUUAAGAAGAAGAAGAAGAAGAAGAGAGGGUUGGGCUGCGGCUGGUCAUAAAGCGGCCAUAGUGCUGGUCAUUUCUUUAUUUCAUUAAUAAAUAACUCUGUAUGAAGGAACGAUACGAACACUCACGAACUGUCUGCAUGAUACUGAGAAUGGCUGGUCGAUUUCGCGGUCGCAGAUCUAGUGCGCGUUUGUUCACAGAAAACUUUACGUAAGUUGGCCGCAACGACCAAUGUGCGACCAAUUGACCGUUGCGGCCAUGUGCGCAACGUUCAUAUGCUUUCUUUAGUUAAUUUAGAGUGGUAGUAGCAGCCUAGUGCGCGAGGUGCCUUAUAAAUUAUCUCCAUUCAUGAUUUAAAUAGCCCGGUCGUUAUUAUUUCAACGGCCCAUUAUAUUAACCAAACAUGAUAAAUACGAUGAAUAUAUGGACAGUACGGUUUAUCUGUUGAUGUUGUUUUUUUAUUUGAAUAUAUUUCAUCUCAUAUUAAUCGUGAUUUAUUGUAAUCAAUGAAACAUAUAUAUGAUAUUUGUUCUUUAUUUAUGAACUGCGAAUAAAACGUUUAUGUUCAUUAAAUAACUACCCAAACCUAUCUAACGUUUGAAUCCAAAACUUUAAGAACAGAAGGCAGCUCCGCU
Messenger RNA from Chilo suppressalis (striped riceborer), 4138 nucleotides. NCBI's taxonomy places the organism in Eukaryota, Metazoa, Arthropoda, Insecta, Lepidoptera, Crambidae. The record is from the annotation of a GenBank genome assembly.